Messenger RNA from Salvia miltiorrhiza (redroot sage), 1627 nucleotides. RefSeq names its product serine/threonine-protein kinase PCRK2-like. Lineage: Eukaryota; Viridiplantae; Streptophyta; Magnoliopsida; Lamiales; Lamiaceae. Gene Ontology annotation, molecular function: ATP binding; protein kinase activity. The transcript has 6 exons. Gene Ontology annotation, biological process: protein phosphorylation. The record is from RefSeq and is a predicted model, not a curated record. Bases 312 to 1514 code for a protein of 400 amino acids.
ACUGAAACCAAAAAUGAAAACGGUGACUUUCAACUAAAAAAAAUUAAAUAAAAAUAUUAUGGUGAUGUAUCUCCUUCAAUUUCCCUCUCUCUCUCUCUCAAUUCUCACAGAAAAGAAAGUUGAAGAAUUACUAUUACUCUGAAAAAAAAAAAUUAGAACAUGAAAUUAUCCCUCCGUACAUAACAUGACACCAUUCCAUUCCAUGCUAUCUUUCUCCUCCUCUCCUCUUCAAGAUUGGAUUUUCUUGGUGUAAUCGUCAAAUUUCCGCAACAAAGUCCAGCAAAGAAAAGAGCAAUAAAUUCUAGGAGGCAAUGAGGUGUUUCCAUUUCUACAUUGGAGAGAGAAAGGAAGAGCCAAAGACCCGAAAGCCUAAUCCAGCGCGUCCCUCAGUUACUGGUCGUGAACCGGGGGAAUCUGGCCUUGAGUCGAGCGGACACAGCCGGACCCCUAAUUUGCACGAGAGACCUAGUAAUCUCAAGGUUUUUACCCUCUUGGAGCUUAAGCAAAUAACUAGAAAUUUUAGCAAUAGUGCUAAGCUUGGGGAGGGUGGAUUCGGGUGUGUUUUUAAGGGCGUUAUCAAGAGCUCGGAAGAUCCGGCCAAGAAGAUUAACGCGGCUAUAAAACAACUCGGUAAACAAGGACAACAGGGUCACAAAGAGUGGAUCACGGAGGUGAACCUUCUCGGUGUUGUUGACCAUCCGAAUCUCGUGAAACUGAUUGGAUACUGCGCGGAGGAUGACGAGAGGGGAAUUGAACGGCUUCUCAUUUACGAGUAUAUGCCUAAUGGAAGCGUGUUCGACCAUCUAUCAAGAUCCACCGAGUCUCUCCCCUGGGCUACGAGGCUGAGGGUUGCCCUAGACGCUGCUCGUGGCCUGGCCUACUUGCACGAGGAAAUGGAUUUUCAGAUCAUCUUCAGGGACUUCAAAUCGUCGAACAUUCUCCUAGACGAGGAGUGGAACGCCAAGCUCUCGGACUUUGGAUUAGCCCGGUUGGGCCCUCCGGAAGGACGAACACACGUCUCAACCGCGGUGGUCGGAACUAUGGGGUACGCCGCGCCUGAAUACGUCAGGACCGGCCAUCUCACGUCGAAGAGCGAUGUGUGGAGCUACGGGGUGUUCCUAUACGAGCUCAUCACGGGGAGGCGGCCGUUGGAACGGAACCGCCCCAAGAAAGAGCAGAAGCUCUUGGAGUGGAUCAGACCACACCUAUCCGAUGCCAGGAAGUUCGAGCAGAUAUUGGAUCCAAGGCUUGAUGGGAAGCUGAUCCUUAAAUCGGCUAUGAAGCUCUCGAUAGUCGCGAACCGUUGCUUGCUCCGUGCCGCGAAAACACGGCCCAAGAUGAGCGACGUCACGGAAAUGGUCCGUGAAGUCGUCGAGGCAAGCAUAGCCGAUGUUCCACCAACUUUCAAGCUUAAUUUGCCGACGAGAAGCGUCGCAGGCACCGUUACUAUGAGAACGCGCGACCGGGCUCGUCCCACCCGACCCCGGUCGCGGAAUCUGGUCAAGACUUAUUAAUCCAACUCUCAAACUUACAUAACAUAAAAAAUUGUGUAAGAUCGUCAAGAUUGAUCAGAUAUAUAAUAUUUUUUAUAUUUAUAAUAUUUGAAUUCGAAUUUUGACCGGUUAAA